Molecule: messenger RNA, 2714 nt
Organism: Hippocampus zosterae (dwarf seahorse)
Lineage: Eukaryota; Metazoa; Chordata; Actinopteri; Syngnathiformes; Syngnathidae
Gene: bgnb
Product: biglycan b
Exons: 9
Coding region: 340-1455 (371 amino acids)
Molecular function (GO): protein binding
Source: RefSeq, a predicted model, not a curated record
AAAGCGGUCCUGCACUUCCCCUCCUCCCCGUCAUUGCUCCCCAAAGAGGAGAAAGGAGGCUGGCCCGUUGACUUUAUGGGCUGGAAGCUCUGAUUCGGCUCACAGUGGCACACGGUGGUGGAGGAGCAGAGGCUGGAUGUCAGCGGACCCCAGAGAAAUACUGUAAUAAUCCCUGAAUGUGAUCAACGUAUAAAAUCAUCUGCAGGAUAAUCUGACGCACAGAGGGAGGCAACACUGUUCCACCUACUCUGGGAAUUUGGAAUUAUUUUCAAAGGUCUAUUCAAAAGUAGACCACUAUCAUGCCUGCACAGAAACUUGGAAUAGGUGUCCCAAGCAAAGAUGCAGUCCUGUUGUUCCUUCCUACUAUUACUAUGCGUGGCCCAGCUGCUCUCCCCGUCCGCUGCCCUGCCGUUUGAGCAGAAAGGCUUCUGGGAUUUUGCCUUGGACAGUCUGGACAUUGACAUGAAGGCCAUGAUGAAGGAUGAGGAAGAAGGAUCAGCCAUUGAAGAGUUGCCCCCUCCGGACAUGCCCAUGUGCCCCUUCGGCUGCCAGUGUCGACUCAAAGUGGUCCAGUGCUCUGACCUCGGUCUGAGUGAGGUGCCAAGUAACAUUCCUCCUGACACCAGGUUCCUGGAUCUUCAGAACAACCAUAUCACAGAGCUGAGAGAGAAUGACUUCAAGGGCCUCACAGAUUUAUACGGAUUAUCUCUGAGGAACAACUACAUCUCCAAGGUCCAUCCCAGGGCAUUCAUCCCUCUCCAGAGCAUGCAGAAGCUCUACUUCUCCAAGAAUCUGCUGACCAGCAUCCCCAAGAACUUGCCUGCCUCCUUGGUUGAGAUCAGGAUCCACGAGAAUCUCAUCAGGAAGGUGCAGGCUGGUGCCUUCGCAGGACUGGGCAACAUGAACUGCAUAGAGAUGGGAGCAAACCCCAUCCAGAACAGUGGAUUUGAGCCUGGUGCCUUCAAGGGUCUGAAACUGAACUUUUUGCGCAUCUCAGACAGCAGACUGACUGGCGUGCCCAAAGAUCUCCCUGAUAGUCUCCAUGAGCUUCACCUUGACCACAAUGAGAUCCAGGCUGUGGAAUUGGAGGACCUGAAACGCUACAAGAACCUGUUCAGGUUGGGCCUUAGUUUCAAUCACAUCCGUAACAUUGAGAAUGGAAGUCUUGCCUUUGUACCGAGGCUGAGAGAGCUGCACCUGGACAACAAUCGUCUCUCCAUUGUUCCCAAAGGUCUCCCGGAUAUGAAAUACUUACAGGUGGUGUACCUCCACAACAACUACAUCGGCAAGGUGGAUUUGAAUGCCUUCUGUCCUAAAGGAGCAGGAAUGAAGAGAGCUUUCUAUCAUGGCAUCAGUCUCUUCUCCAACCCCGUCAACUACUGGGAGGUGCAGCCCGCAACAUUCCGCUGCGUCAGCGACCGACUGGCCGUUCAGUUCGGAAACUACAAAAAGUAGAAAGGGGUUUGUUCGGGGAUGCAGAGUAUGAAGGGCAAGUGAUGGAGAAAUGAAGAAAACCAUUUAAAUUAAUAAACUUUCAAAAUAUUUGAGAAGAUUGGAAAUUUCUUUAAUGGUAGUGUUUCUUUGAGGGGAGGGAAGCGGAUAAAAUAGACCGACCACCAGCGUAAAACUUCAAAGUUUUAUUUUCUAAAUUCAGUUUCAGUUGAGAGGGAAGAAUGUUUGUCCCAAGCCAUAAUAUAUAUAUAAAAAAGAGAAAAAUCCCCCAUUGCACAAUGACGCAGUUUAAUUAAAAAACAAAACAAAAAACGAUUAACCAUGGAGGGGAACCCCCCGAGACCCCCCUGCCCAAAAAGCCCCACGUUAUAGAUCUUGAAAUCUAGAGACAUUUGCUUUUUAGGACUUUGAGUGUUGUACAUUGGGAGAGUUGCUCAGGUCUUGUCUUUAAAUUUAGCAACAUCUAGUGUUUCUCACCAUUGCAAGAAACAAAGACUUUUUGAACAGAAAUGUAGAUACUAAUUCAAGUUCGGUUAAGUGUUUUCUUUCGACUUGGGGUUCGCUUGACCGAGCGGCCUCUUCUCACCAGUAAACAUGUUUUACAUUUACCUAACUGAACCUCCAGCUUUUCUGUGUCAAGGGACUCUCUUGUGCCUUUUAUCUCUAGUCCGCUGUCUGUAAGCAGUCCUUAAGGGGGACCCAAGUCGUAGCAUUGUGCCCCAUUUUAAGUGACAACACGCACCGGCUUUGCUGACUGACUCUAAAAAAAUGAUCGUGUACACAUAGUGCUGCAAACUAAAGUAGUGUUGAUGCAUUGUUUUGCACAGUUUCUGCUCACUUUAUCUCCGCUUGGUAACGCAAAAGCGCUUUAACCACACACAUGUUGUCCUGUCUCCACUCUGUAACCUGACAAGCUACUGCUGCAUGUGAAUAAAGACAUUUCGAAAUGCUGCAUUAAGCCCGAGAGCAAACGCUGGGUCCAAUAUCAUAUUGCAGAAAUAUUAAACAAGGCAAACGUUUAUUAGAAUGAAGCAAACACAUUCUACUAUUAUCAUCAUCGUAUAACUCUUAUCAUUUUAAUUGUUCGAUGUCACUGGGUCCUUAUUGGAAUUGACACGUACUGGCUUGAACGCAUGAAUCUGUCGUCAAUUGAAAUAUCCAUAUCUUAUGUUUAAUGGUGCUACAUGUACAUUCCCCCCCAGUGUAAACCUUCACAGAUUAUUACCAACACAACAGAAUGCAAAUAAAUUAUGUCAAAGAUG